Physella acuta is the source of this 1042-nucleotide messenger RNA. RefSeq lists its product as uncharacterized. Gene Ontology annotation, molecular function: carbohydrate binding. The record is from RefSeq and is a predicted model, not a curated record. Lineage: Eukaryota; Metazoa; Mollusca; Gastropoda; Physidae.
AUGGGUUCGGUCAAUGCGCAUCUUGGGACAUCUGCUAAAACCUUGAAGUACUGGAGCGGUGUGCAGUGCCAGACACGAGGCUUGUUCGGUCAGUGCCGGACAGGAGGUUUGGCAGUUACAAAACAAGCGCUGAAGCCUGGUCUGUCCAACCCAUUCUGGGUACCAUCGGCUGGAUACUGUGAUUAUCCUGAUGAUAUAAUUUUGGAUUCAAAAAUCACGAACGGCAUCCACCCUGGAACGACAGUCAUCAUCCGAGGCAAACCCAGCCCAUGCUGCAAACAGUUUACGGUCUCGCUGGACAAUGGGCGAAAAGAAAUGUCAAACGUCCCUUUUAACAUGACCGCCUACUUCAAAGAGCAGAAGGAAGCCAACAAUGUCGUGUUGAACAGCAAGAAGAAAGGUGUUGUUGAUUAUAGCAAUGAAAAGACCAUUUCAACUAAAAUCCCGUUUGAGAUCAACAAGGACAUCAAAAUAACUGUGCAACCCGAGGAGAAAGUUUUUAAGGUACUCGUCAAUGACAGAAGCUUUGAUUUCCUGCCUCAUACGAUCAAAGAUUUCAACAAACUCAGACAUGUGAAAGUUUACGGCGGGUUUAAAGUCACUGAGUACCAGAUUACUGAACCUAACCCACAUUCCUACCGACCAAAAUAAGGUUAUUAAUACAUUUGGGGGACAUCACUGUUUUCUCGAUAGGACGUUUAUGUCAUGAUGUCACCUCCCCCACCCAUGUCGGGAUUUUUCAAUUUUUAUUUAAAUGACUAUUUUACUCUAAUUGAGCAUAAUUGAACAAUUUUUCAUCAAUAUAUUUUAAAAUUAUUUUGUCUUGGUGCCACUCUUUAAAUGACGUCACCCGGUGUGGUUCGCACCACUUACCCCACCUAGCGACGCCUCUGCAUACGUUAAAAGUUGAUCAUGAGUCCGUCCAUUAACAGUGAACAAGUCAGUAAACAAAUGUUCAAGUUGAAUCUGAAGUGAACCAAUCUAGACAAUAUUGAAGUAAUUUGAAUCAAUCAGUACUUGAAUAAAAACAUCAUUUUUUGCA